AUGGACCUGUACGACUUCUCGGGCCACUUAAUGGACGGUGCUUUCGGAAGCGUUUACUCGGCGAUCAGAAGAGCCGACGGACUGCCGGUCGCCGUGAAGGUAGUGAGAAACUCCUCGGCGUCCUACCUGACGAACGAAUCGGGCGAAACGAUAUUGGCGGAGGCGCACUUCCUACGUGUGGUCUCGGGGAUCGAGGGUUGCACCGGAUUUGUGGACGUUCACCAGGUCAAAGAUUGUCAUUUACUCGUGAUGGAACGGCCACUUCGGAGCUCCGACCUAUUUCAAGUUCUGGAGAAAGUCGGCAGUAUCCCGAAGGAGAGAUGCAGAUGCUUCUUUCGGCAAAUCGUGGACGCCUGCGUCGGUUGCUUGAAACGAAACGUAGUUCACGGAGACCUGAAGAUGGAGAACGUGAUCGUCGAUCUGAACACGGACAGGAUCAAGCUGGUGGACUUCG
Anneissia japonica is the source of this 454-nucleotide messenger RNA. RefSeq names its product serine/threonine-protein kinase pim-3-like. Gene Ontology annotation, molecular function: ATP binding; protein serine/threonine kinase activity. The annotation marks the transcript as partial. The transcript has a single exon. Gene Ontology annotation, cellular component: cytoplasm. NCBI's taxonomy places the organism in Eukaryota, Metazoa, Echinodermata, Crinoidea, Comatulida, Comatulidae. The record is from RefSeq and is a predicted model, not a curated record. Gene Ontology annotation, biological process: protein autophosphorylation.